This is a messenger RNA of Heteronotia binoei (common prickly gecko), 1657 nucleotides long. RefSeq names its product internexin neuronal intermediate filament protein alpha (gene INA). The transcript is spliced from 3 exons. Gene Ontology annotation, molecular function: structural constituent of postsynaptic intermediate filament cytoskeleton. Gene Ontology annotation, cellular component: cytoplasm; intermediate filament; postsynaptic intermediate filament cytoskeleton. The record is from RefSeq and is a predicted model, not a curated record. Gene Ontology annotation, biological process: intermediate filament organization. Bases 51 to 1502 code for a protein of 483 amino acids. NCBI's taxonomy places the organism in Eukaryota, Metazoa, Chordata, Lepidosauria, Squamata, Gekkonidae.
UCCCUAUAUAAAGGAGGGGCGGCGCAGGGGCUCCCGCCACAACCGCCAGGAUGAACUUCGGCUCGGAUCCCCACUACCUGGCCUCCUCCUACCGGAAGAUCUUCGGGGAGCCGCCGCGCUUCUCCUCUCGCCUGGGCAGCUACCGCUCGCACUCGGCCUCCCGCAGCAGCAGCAGCAGCAGCAGCCAUGCGGUCUCGUACCGGCUGGCCCAGCUGCAGGCGGAGAGCCUGGACCUGAGCCAGGCGACGGCACUCAGCGACGAGUUCCGCCUGACCCGCACCAACGAGAAGGAGCAGCUGCAGGGCCUCAACGACCGCUUCGCCGGCUACAUCGAGAAGGUGCGCCAGCUGGAGCAGCACAACCGCCUGCUGGAGGCCGAACUGGGCGCGCUGCGGCAGCGACACGCCGAGCCCAGCCGCCUGGCCGAGCUCUUCCAGGGCGAGCUGCGCGAGCUGCGGGCCCAGCUCGACGACAGCGAGGCGGCGCGGGCCCAGCUGGCCCUGGACCGGGAGCGGCUGGCCGAGGACGUGCAGCGCUUGCGGGCGCGCUGCGAGGAGGAGGCGCGGGCGCGGGCCGAGGCGGAGCAGGCGCUGCGGGCCCAGCAGCUGGAGGUGGACGGCGCCACCCUGGCGCGCCUGGCGUUGGAGAAGAAGGUGGAGGCGCUGCUCGACGAGCUGGCCUUCGUGCGCAAGGUGCACGCCGAGGAGCUGGCCGAGCUGAGCGCCGCCCUGCAGGCGCCACCCCUGGCCGCCGCCGAGCCCGACUCCACCAAGGCAGACCUGACGGCGGCGCUCAAGGAGCUGCGCGCCCAGUACGAGGGGCUGGCCGCCAAGAACCUGCAGGCGGCCGACGAGUGGUACCGCGCCAAGUUCGCCAACCUCAGCGAGCAGGCGGCGCGCAGCCACGAGGCCAUCCGGGCCAGCCGCGAGGAGAUCGGCGAGUACCGCCGCCAGCUCCAGGCCCGCACGCUCGAGGUGGAGAGCCUGCGCGGCGCCAACGAGUCCCUCGAGCGGCAGCUGCGCGACACCGAGGAGCGCCACAGCGCCGAGGCCCUCGGCUUCCAGGACACAAUCAGUCAGCUAGAAAGUGAUCUGAGAGAAACUAAGAGUGAAAUGGCUCGGCAUCUGAGGGAAUACCAAGACUUGCUCAAUGUUAAAAUGGCUCUGGAUAUAGAGAUAGCAGCAUACAGGAAGCUGCUGGAAGGUGAGGAGACACGAUUUAGCACCUCAAGCAUCAGCAUCUCACCUCUAAACCCCCUUUCCAAUCCAAGCUAUUCCUUCCAGCCCCGACUCUUCAGUUCAUCUGUGACCAGCAGCUCCAAAAUAUCCCCCACUCUUUCUUUUAAGAAGGAGGAGAAAGAAGAGGCUACUAAGAUGGCCUCAAAAAUCUCAAGUCAAGUAGGGGAAGCCUUUGCUGAAAUGAUUGAGGAGACCAUAACAUCCACUAAGAAAACAGAGCGAACAAACCUGGAGGAGGGGAGUACUGCAAACCAAAAAAUGUAACACUCUUAGCCUCAAGUACAAUUAAAUUUUAAGGGGGAACAAUAUAGCUUAAAAUUUUGAAAUUGCCUAUACCUGAAUCAAGGUGCUUACCAGCUCACAAACAUGUAGCAUUCUAAUGUUUCACAUCACUAGACUACUUUAGGAGCAAAGAAAUA